AUGUUGACUGCCAUGAGCUUCGGGACCAAGAUCUUCCAGCCGAAGCCCCCAGACAAGGGCAGCUUCCCGCUGGAUCACUUUGGUGAAUGUAAAGGCUUUAAAAAGAAAUUCAUGAAGUGUCUCCAUGACAAUAAUUUUGAGAAUGCUCAGAAAUGUUGCAUGAAAUUUGUUUUAUGCAGAAAUGAAUCAAAAGAAUAUUUAGAACGCAGAAUGGAAAGGCAGCUGAUGGCUCGAGAACCUCUGGGAAAACUGGGAUUUGGAGAUUUGGUAAACAGACAGUCAGAGGCUAAGAGUAAAUUGUGAUGGGGG
Molecule: messenger RNA, 309 nt
Organism: Octodon degus (degu)
Lineage: Eukaryota; Metazoa; Chordata; Mammalia; Rodentia; Octodontidae
Product: cytochrome c oxidase assembly protein COX19-like
Exons: 1
Coding region: 1-303 (100 amino acids)
Biological process (GO): mitochondrial respiratory chain complex IV assembly
Cellular component (GO): mitochondrial intermembrane space
Source: RefSeq, a predicted model, not a curated record